GUUCCGCGGCUCCAGGGCCGAGGGAGACUCUCUUGUUCCGUGUGCUGCGCUGAACCCGCUGCUGGGAGCUGUGAGGAGAGCGGGGCGAGCUCGGAAUCCGCCAUGGAUACAGUGGCUUAUGAAGAUGUGCAAGUGAACUUCACCCAUGAAGAGUGGGCUUUGCUGGAUCCUUCCCAGAAGAAUCUCUACAGAGAUGUGAUGCUAGAAAUCUGUGAUAAUCUCACUGCUAUAGGCUACAAAUGGGAGGACCACAAUAUUGGAGAACAUUGUCAAGGUUCUAGAAGACAUGGAAGGUAUAUCAUCUGUCACUCUGGAUAUAAGCCAUGUGAGCAUAAGGGAUCUGAAAAGAAGAUAGGUACCUCUCUCUCACCCAGAAAAAUCAAAAGAUAUGCAGUGGUUACCACUAUGAAUAGACAGUGUGAUCGUGAAACAAGUGUAGAAUUAAUUGGAUUUCCAAUGUCACUGGAAAUACACCAACAUACUUACACUGGAGAAAAAGUUUAUGAGUACAAGGAAUUUGGAAAUUCUUCUGUCUGUACUGGUUCAUGUUGCACAUGUAAUGUGACUCCCACUAUAGGAAAAUGUUAUGAAUGCAAUCAGUGUGGUAAAGCUCUCGGUUCUUCCAGUUCUUUUCAAAGAAAUGUAAAAACUCAUAUGGAAAAAGGAACUGAUAAAUGUGAGCCAUGUACUAAAGGCAUGAACCAUCACAGGUAUCUUGAAAUAUUCCAAAGUACCCAUAAAGAAGAGGAAUCCUAUGAAUGUAAACAACACAAUAAAACAUUUAGAUCUGAUUGCCGUUUACAGUUACAGCAAAGAACACAUUUGAAUCUCUAUGAAUAUAAUCAAAGUUUUAAAGCUUUUUCAUGUCAUAGUUAUCUUCAGUUACCCAGAGCUAAUUCUAUAAUGAAACAGUAUGAAGAUAAGCAAUGUGGUAAAACUUUUACAUAUCCCAGUAUUAUUAAACAACAUGAAAGAAGUCAUACUAGUGAGAAAUCCUAUGAAUGUAAUCAGUGUGGUAAAGCAUUUGCACAAAAAAGUCAUCUUCUCAAUCAUGAAAAAAGUCAUAUUGGAAAUAAACCCUAUGAAUGCAAUCAAUGUGGUAAAGCCUUUUCAAGUAAAAGUCAUCUUCAUAGUCAUGAAAGAAUUCAUAGUAUAGAGAAACCCUAUGAAUGUAAUCAGUGUGGUAAAGCAUUUGCGUGGAAAAGUCUUCUUCACAGACAUGAAAGAAGUCAUACUGGAGAGAAACCCUAUGAAUGUAAUCAAUGUGGAAAAGCCUUUGCAAGUAAAAGUCAUCUUCACAGUCAUGAAAGAAUUCAUAGUGGAGAGAAACCCUAUGAAUGUAAUCAAUGUGGUAAAGCAUUUGCAUGGAAAAGUCUUCUUCACAGACAUGAAAGAAUUCAUACUGGAGAGAAACCUUAUGAAUGUAAUCACUGUGAUAAAGCAUUUACAUAUAAAACUGAUCUUCACAGUCAUGAAAGAAUUCAUAAUGGAGAGAAACCCUAUGAAUGUAAUCAAUGUGGUAAAACAUUUCCACAUAAAAGUCAUCUUUACUAUCACGAAAGAAAUCAUACUGGAGAGAAACCUUAUGAAUGUAAUCAAUGUGGUAAAGCAUUUGCAUGGAAAAGUGAUCUUCACAGUCAUGAAAGAAUUCAUACUGGAGAGAAACCUUAUGAAUGUAAUCAAUGUGGUAAAGCCUUUACACGUAAAAGUCAUCUUCACAGUCAUGAAAGAAUUCAUGUUGGAAAGAAACCUUAUGGAUGUAAUCAAUGUGGUAAAACAUUUGCAUGGAAAAGUUCUUUUCAGAGACAUGAAAGAAUUCAUUUUGGAGAGAAAGUCUAUGAAUGUAAUCAAUGUGGUAAAACCUUUACACAUAAAAGUGAUCUUCACAGUCAUGAAAGAAGUCAUAAUGGAGAGAAACCGUAUGAAUGCAAUCAAUCAAUGUGGUACAAUAUUGACAUGGAAAAGUCAUCUUCACAGCCAUAAAAGAAAUCAUAUUGGAGAGAAACCCUAUGGAUGUAAUCAAUGUGGUAGAGAUUUGCAUGGAAAGGACAUCUUUGCAAUCAUAAAAGUAUCAUGCUGGAGACAAAGUCUGUGAAUGCAAUUAAUGUUGGAGAGCAUUCGCUUAUAACAGUCAUCUUCACACCUAAUGAAAGAAUUUAUAGUAGAACCCUAUCAAUGUAAUCAAUGUGGUAAAGCCUUUACAUAAUUUCCCAGUGUUUUUAAAAAAACAUGAAAGAAAUCAUAAUGGAGAGAUUGUCUAUUAAUGUGGUAGAGCAUUUAUAUAUAAAGUCAUCUUCAUAGGCAUGAAAAAAAUACAUCCUAGCGAAAAAUCCUUUGAACCUUAUAAAUCAGGUAAAGCUUUGAACACCAGGCACAGAAUACAUCAUUUUGGAGAUGCCAGUACCAUGUGGUGUCCACCAAGACCAUCAGCAGUGGUAAAGUGGAACCAGUGAGAGCCUAGAAAUUAUGUGUACCCAAGUCCUUUGGAGAAUCCCUGAAGAUUCUGUGUGGAUCUUAAUCACUAGAGGUUGAGUUAAUUUAUACAGUCAGACUUCAUUUUUUGCUUUUUUUCAGGUUCUGACUGCCUUGCUUCUUCCUCUUGUACAGAGACAGUAUUUAAUUUAAUUUUGAUUUUUCCGUGAGCCAUAUUUGAAAGGCUUUGAAUUUUUAAAAGAGAUUUUAGAUUUUUAGUAAGAUUUCAUAUUUUUAAAGAGAAACUUGAAUGUGUAUGAAUUUGUGAAGAUUUUUGGACUUUUAUUAAAGCUGUUUAUGUUUUAAUGCAGUAUCUUGUGAAUGAAAAAAGAAAGGUUGGGGCUUAAUAAGGCCAUGUUUGUGUGUCAAAUUGAAAAGUGGUCAAUUGCACUGGCUAGUCCUAUGUCAACUUCACAACAAGCUAGUUAUGAAAGAAAGGAAACUCAGUUGAGAAAACUCCAUAAGAUCUGGCUCUAAGGCAUUUUCUUAAUUAAUGAUUGAUGGGGAGGUGUCCUAUGUUUGAUAAAAAAGCAGGCUGAGCAAGCCAUAGGGGAUAAUCCAGUUAAGAAGCUACACUGCAUGGCCUCUGCAACAGCACCAAGUUCCUGCCCCAUUUAGGUUUCUGUCCUGACCUCCUUCAGUGAUAAAUAACAAUAUAGAAGUUUAGGCCAACUAAACCCUUUCCUCCCCAUUUAUUGCCAAAAUUCUAACUAAGACAUCUUGUCUCAAAAAUCCAAAAUAAGGAUUGUGGACAGAUGGCGCAGCAAUUAAACACACUGGCUGUUUUUCCAGAGGACACAGUUUCAAUUCCCAGUACCAAUAGGGAAGUUCACAACUGUCUGUAUGUCCUCUUCCAGGGUCCUCUUCCAGGGAACAUAAUACCCCCAAACAGACUUAGAUCCAAACAAAACACCUAUAAAUAUAAAUUAAAAAUAAAUUAUGUUUAAAAGAAUAUAUCAUGUUAUGGAACUUCCCCUAGCACAACCUGGACUCAUCUCUACACAACAAAAUCUUUUGUUGUCUUCAUUUACAUUAAGAGAACUGUGUUUACAAUUACAAUAAGAAGCAAUGGUCAGAGUCUAUUCACAGGGAUAGAAAACAUUCAAUCUUUCAGUGAUCAUAUAGGAAAUUUCGCCACCUCCCAGUGAUAGAAGACAGAAACAAUAAUGGCACAACUUCAUCUUCUACAAUAUUGGCAUGUUGAGAAUUUGGCUCAGUUGUAAAGCUGCUGUUAGGUACCCAAUCCACAUGAGAUGGCUCAGAACUGCUAAUAAAGGCUUGUCCUGGAGAUAGGAUGAAUUCUUCUGGCUUCCUAGGGCACCAGGUAUGUAAAUGGUACAAAGACAAUUAUGUGUUUGUGUGAGUGUGUGUGUGACUCCAUAUUUUUAAAAGAACUUUCUUCAUGUAUAUGUUACAUUCUUUUUCUAAAAUAAAAUUUAUUAUAUUUAUUAUCAGACAUGGUCUUGGAAAGGAGUCAUUUGAAGAGAAUUCUGAAUACUUAUGUUAACACUCCAAGAAAAUGAAACAAAAGUCUUGUGACCUCAGUUUCUUCAAAUCCAAAAAAUGUUCUUGAAAUGUGUUUUUGUGCAGAUAGAUGUGAUUUGUCUCUUGGUUGCUCAUUAUUGCUUGGUGGUGUUGCUCAAUUAAAUGUUUGACCUAUCCUUUAUAUGCCUGAAUGGAAAAGCAUGUUUUUGUCCCAUGUGGCUUGCUCUAUCAUUGUAUACAAUUUUAACUCAUGAGAACUUCACUCAUGUAACCUUUCUUAACCUGCAGAGUAUAAAUUGUCUCAGGCAAUGAAUAAAGUUGGCUCUUGUAUGAGA
Peromyscus maniculatus bairdii (prairie deer mouse) is the source of this 4292-nucleotide messenger RNA. RefSeq lists its product as uncharacterized. The record is from RefSeq and is a predicted model, not a curated record. NCBI's taxonomy places the organism in Eukaryota, Metazoa, Chordata, Mammalia, Rodentia, Cricetidae. Gene Ontology annotation, molecular function: RNA polymerase II cis-regulatory region sequence-specific DNA binding; DNA-binding transcription factor activity. Gene Ontology annotation, biological process: regulation of transcription by RNA polymerase II.